CCCAAUAAGGGGCUGGCCCAGACAGAGUCCUGAAAGCAGGAAACAGAAGCUCAGGCCCAAGACAAAGACAAGCCCAGACAAGCUUGCCAGGAGCUGCAGCAGGACUUGAUACUGAUGGAGCGGUUAUUUCAAAACACAUUUUACUUUCACUUUCAAAACCUAACAUAUAUCUCCAACCAGAAAACCACCUUCCUGUGCUACCGAGUGGACAAAGUUGAGCGACACGGCACAGUGCUCCUGGACAAGGGGGUCUUCACACACCAGUUCCAUCCUUCCUGCCAUGCAGAAUUGCGCUUUCUCUCGUUCUGUGAUGACAACCUCUCCCCUGAUGAGGACUACCAGGUCACCUGGUACUUGUCCUGGAGCCCCUGCCCUGCGUGUGCGAAGCAGGUGGCCGACUUCCUGGCUGCGCACCGCAACGUGAGGCUGACCAUCGUCACCGCCCGACUCUACUACUUCUGGGACCCGGAAUUCAAGGAUGGGCUUCGCAGAAUGUAUGAGGAAGGGGCUGAGGUGGCGAUCAUAUCCCCCCAAGAUUUUGAAAACUGCUGGGAGGACUUCGUGUUCAACAAGGGAAGGGACUUUUGUCCUUGGGAGAACACGGUUGAAAACCAUCAGUCCCUGC
Molecule: messenger RNA, 625 nt
Organism: Tupaia belangeri chinensis (Chinese tree shrew)
Lineage: Eukaryota; Metazoa; Chordata; Mammalia; Scandentia; Tupaiidae
Product: DNA dC->dU-editing enzyme APOBEC-3F-like
Exons: 4
Biological process (GO): DNA cytosine deamination; negative regulation of single stranded viral RNA replication via double stranded DNA intermediate; defense response to virus
Cellular component (GO): cytoplasm; P-body; nucleus
Molecular function (GO): cytidine deaminase activity; zinc ion binding; RNA binding
Source: RefSeq, a predicted model, not a curated record